Messenger RNA from Geodia barretti, 2057 nucleotides. Lineage: Eukaryota; Metazoa; Porifera; Demospongiae; Tetractinellida; Geodiidae. The record is from the annotation of a GenBank genome assembly.
UCCUAAUUGGUACGAAGCUACAGCUCAGCUCUAGACACUUCUCUCCUCCCUCCUCUCUCUCUCCCUCCUCUUUCUCUCCUCCCUGUCUCAGUUUGUUCAGAUGGAGCUGAAGGACAACACUGAAAAGAGCCACAGAUUCCACGAGACUGAUUCGCAAAUCACGUCGGAGGACCUAUGGUUGUCGUGGCAACAGAACGAAGUGUUUCAUUGGACCAGUGCUGAAGUGGUUCACUGGCUGACGGUGUAUGUGGAGCUGCCUCAGUACGGAGACGUGUUCUACAAGUUGAAUGUCACCGGGAGACAUCUGCCGAGACUGGCGAACAACACAAGAGGUAUGCUGCAGUCUCUACUAGGGGUCACCGACAGCCAACACAAGCAGAAACUAAGACUGAGAGCAAUGGACCUGGUCCUCUUUGGCCCACCCAAUGGCAAAUAUUCACUGUGGAAGGAUGUCGUCGUGGCGUUGUCGGUGUCGCUGUGUGUGGUGGGUGUGGCUUAUGCCCUGCGACAGAGACGGGUUACCCAGCAGCGCAUCGACACAUUUCUCGAGUCGUUCAGAGAGAAAGAGAGAGAACUUCGAGCACUACAUGAGAAGUUGGAGGAGCAGAAAGAAGGCUGUGAUGAGACAGAUGGAGGACGAAGAGGGAGAGAGGAGACAGGGGGAGAAGAGGGGGACAGCUCACCUGCCAAGUCGUUCCCUGGCUCCUCCCCUUCCCCGGAGAGUGAGGCCUCUCUCCCUCCUUUCUCACGGAACUCAAGUGCCUCAACCUCUUUCGACGGGUCGCUAGCACGAGCCCAGGAAGAGAUUGUUUUGUUGAGAAGAGAAUUGAAUGAUUUGGGCUCCCAGCUGGCCUCCAACACCCUAUCACGCUCCCUACUACAGAGUCUUCUGCAGGACUCCUGUCGUUAUGAGAGAGAGCAUGUGGAGAAGAGGAGACGAGAGGCCCAGGACGAAAUAACUCGGGCUCAGAGAGUGUGUGACAAGAUCAAGAAGCGUCGAACGUCUCUGUUUGGGACAUUCCAUUUGGCCAACUCCUCAGCUCUCGAGGAAGCUGGACUCCAGAUAACCAGAGCUGUUAACAACAUGCAGAAGGUGUCUGAGAGUUUCGAGGAAUACCACCAGAGAUGGCGACGAAUCGAGCAGGUCUGCAACUUUCCCCAUCAUCUCUGCGUCGGGUGGCCUCGCCGUGACGGACUCCCCUCCCCUCUCAUUCUCAAUCCCUCGAGACACCUCCAGCCACUCCCUCAAGAGCCUCGUGCGGCGGAACUCCAUCGAAGGAGUCCUCUCGCCCCGCGACAGCUUCUCUCGUCACUCGGAAGGCUACGGAGCUCCGAGACUAACUCUUUCUCUUUCGGAGACAGUCCCAGUGCGUCACUCCGGAGAGGGCGGUAUUGUACCACUGGCGGUGGUGGGUCACUGGAGAGGGACUGUGCGCAUUCAGCUAGCAGCUCAGCCAUAUACAACCAUCAGGGUUCGUGCCCUGCGUUUAGUUCCAACCUGCCCCGUGGCCGCACCCACACACUUCCACCCACCUCUUCACUCCCGAGAAAUUUCACAGUGUCCGGGCGAUUGGUGUCGCGGCAUGACAGUUACAAUGCAGCUGUCGAGGGAGAGAAUAGUUGCCCGGGCGAUGUUCUCGCUAAUGACAGGGGCAUGAGGAAGAGAAUGAGUGAGUCGGGGAUAGAGAAGACGGCCACAAGGAGAGGCUCAAGAGAUGGAGGAGGGAGGAGAGGGAGCAUAAAGAGACAGUCGGCUGUAGGACUAAGUGCCGUCCACGAAGAAGAGAUGUUUGGUUCGAGUGACUCAAAGGAGGGGGCGGGGCCUGUUGCCAUAUCAACCACCGGUGGAGUAAGGGGUGGGGUGACAGGCACGUCAGCUCACUCUACUGUUUGAUAUGAGGUUUGGUCGUAAUACCAUGAGUUUUGUGUUUCCAGUCUGAUGUAUUUUAAAUUUGUGUUCGAUCACGUUAAAUUUCACAUUAAAUUAUUGCAUCAUCGCAGUUUAAGUGCAUGCGGAAGUCAAAAUGCUUGCACAUUGUCAAUAAAUAAAUAUACAC